GAAACUCCUCCCACUCCGGCUCCCCGUCACUUCUCCCAGCUGGCGGUAAACAAACGGACCCUCCUGGAACCAGCUUCCUGGUUCUGCUGCCACCGGAAGCUCAGAAAACCGGAGAAGCUCGGCAGGGUGGAGACAUGUCCUCAGACCAGCAGCCGCCGCUCACUGCACUGAUGCCCAGCGAGCUGACCCCAGCCGACCCGUCGGACCCGUCGGACCCGUUGGACCUCGCCCUGGACCCAGACACCGCCAACAGCUGGCUCCUCGUGUCUCCGGACCUGCGCAGGGUGACGGUUUCGGGCCGGUACCAGAACUACCCGCAGAACCCGCAGCGGUUCAACGCGGAGCUGCAGGUUCUGAGCCGGGCGGCGCUGACGGGUCGCCAUGGCUUCGAUGUGGACUGGAUGAGCGCCGACAACCGGGCCGCCGUCGGCGUCGCUCUGGCGUACGAAAGCGUUCCCAGGAAGGGAGCGGGCCGGGCCGCGUUCGGGCGGAACCGGGCGUCCUGGUUCUUCGCAGCAGAGGGAGAUGUUCUGACUGCGUGGCACGGCGGGGAGAAGUGGACCUAUGAUGUUCCUGAUGACGGCUAUGAGCGGGUCCGGGUCCGUUUGGACCACGCUGGGGGGGUUCUGUCCUUCUUCCUGCUGACUGAAACCGGGCCGAGUCACGUUCACACUUUCAGAACCGAGUUCACCGAGGCGCUCUAUCCGGGUCUCUGCGCUCGCUCCACCGCCAGCUACGCUGGGUUCUGCUGAGGCCCACCGGGUCAGAACCAGAACCCCUGAGUGAGCAGAAACCAAGUCUUGUUCCAGGAAGAAGCGGACCGGUUCUGAACAAUGACCCGAGUUAAAGCGGAUCCAGAUGAGGCCGGAAACCGUCAACAUCAGAACCGGGUCUUGUUGCUGUUUAUUUCCGGAUGGGGGCGGGGCUUAUUUUCAUCUAAAUUACCAGUUUAUUUAAUGAUUGCCAUAAGCAGUUAUAAUAAUUAUGAAUUAUUACAGACUCCUACUAAAUCAUCCAAACUUUCAGCGGUGUGUUUAACGUCCCAGUUAAAGCUCUGGUUUCCAGGCAGCCGUUCCCAGUUGGAAGAUCCGAGACACUGAAGACAGAAGUCAACUCAACAUCACUCACUAAACUUUAAUAUUUUGAGGAGAAACUGCAUUCAACAACCAAUCACAUGGCAGAAUAAAGACGAAGGGACCUCUUGGCUGCUCAGGUCUCUGUGUGGCGGUGGGUUCAAAGUUCAUGCAAGACAAAACAUUGUGCACAACUAAAGGUGGAGGAGGAAUCACUCAGGGAAGUCAGCAGCCCUCUGCAGACACAUCCAGAGGCUUUCUGUCCAAACCGGGCCGGACGCCGGGCCUGAAG
Poecilia latipinna (sailfin molly) is the source of this 1365-nucleotide messenger RNA. Its product is annotated as stonustoxin subunit alpha-like. The record is from RefSeq and is a predicted model, not a curated record. The transcript is spliced from 3 exons. The annotation marks the transcript as partial. Gene Ontology annotation, molecular function: protein binding. NCBI's taxonomy places the organism in Eukaryota, Metazoa, Chordata, Actinopteri, Cyprinodontiformes, Poeciliidae.